GCUUCUCGGGGGGUGAGUAUGUAACUUGCAAUACCUUUUUUUCGGAGUUGGUGAAUAUUAAAAAUGCCAUUAACAUAGAGUGUGAAGAAGGAAGUCCCGUGGUGGGAUUAAUGGCCUCAAAUAUGAAGAGAAAGUUUGAAAAGUAUUGGGAGAAUAUGGAUAAUCAGAAUAUGCUAUUGUACGUUGGGAUUGUUCUUGAUCCUCGUUACAAGAUGCGAUAUCUUGACUUUGGGUUGAGAAAAAUGUAUGCAUAUGAUCAAUCAAAAAUCAUUGAUAUGAGUUGGAAGGUGAAAAAUGCAUUUAUCCGCAUGUAUGAGGCAUAUAUCCAAAAUGAAGAAGGGAGUUCUCCUCAACGCACAAGUUCCCCACGUGAAGAUGCAAGUCCUUCCACAACUCAGUCUACGAAUAGACAUGCUGCAUUGAUGGCCCAAUUUAAGCAAGAGUUACAGUCAGAAGACUCUUUGGAAAGCAGGUCAGAGGUUGAUAGAUAUCUAGCUGAAAAAUGUGAGGAUGAAGGUGAUAAUUUUGACCUACUAAAUUGGUGGAAGGUGAAUUCAGUUAGAUAUCGCGUACUUUCAAAGGUUGCACGCGAUGUACUUGCAAUACCGGUAUCUACUGUGACCUCUGAAUCUACAUUCAGCACUGCGGGUCGUGUACUUGACCCUUUCCGAAGUAGUUUAAAUCCGAUGAUGGUUGAGGCUCUCAUAUGUGCACAAAAUUGGCUCCGUUCUUCCUCUACUCCAAUAAGCCUUAGGACUUUAAUGGAUGAAGUGGAGGAAUUUGAGAAGCAGAUAGAUAUGGGAGAACUUGUUGGGGAAUUGGCUUAUUCUGCAGAAGGAUCAAAUGAAAUGGCUACCGAGUCUUAA
Carya illinoinensis is the source of this 866-nucleotide messenger RNA. Its product is annotated as zinc finger BED domain-containing protein RICESLEEPER 1-like. Gene Ontology annotation, molecular function: protein dimerization activity; DNA binding. NCBI's taxonomy places the organism in Eukaryota, Viridiplantae, Streptophyta, Magnoliopsida, Fagales, Juglandaceae. The record is from RefSeq and is a predicted model, not a curated record. Bases 111 to 866 code for a protein of 251 amino acids. The transcript is spliced from 2 exons.